Pocillopora damicornis (cauliflower coral) is the source of this 2011-nucleotide messenger RNA. Its product is annotated as dihydrolipoyl dehydrogenase, mitochondrial. Gene Ontology annotation, cellular component: oxoglutarate dehydrogenase complex; mitochondrion. Gene Ontology annotation, molecular function: dihydrolipoyl dehydrogenase (NADH) activity; flavin adenine dinucleotide binding. The record is from RefSeq and is a predicted model, not a curated record. NCBI's taxonomy places the organism in Eukaryota, Metazoa, Cnidaria, Anthozoa, Scleractinia, Pocilloporidae. Gene Ontology annotation, biological process: 2-oxoglutarate metabolic process; pyruvate metabolic process.
GCAGAAGUAUUGCAUGUAUCAGGACCUAAUGAAAAUAACGUGACCUCUGGCGAUAAUUUUAGCAACACUUUCACCAAUUUUCAUUAAAAAACAUGUUGUCUUUCAUCCGACGUACAUAUGGGUUAUCUUCAAGAGCUCCAGAGGUAUUUAGAGUGUCUGGACGGGCUGGAAGAUGUCAGCCUACAGCAGUCACUAGAUGUUACGCAACAGAUGGGGAAGUUGAUCUUGUAGUGAUUGGAUCAGGUCCUGGGGGAUAUGUAGCAUCCAUCAAAGCAGCCCAGCUUGGGAUGAAGACAGUUUGUGUUGAAAAAGAAAAGUCAUUAGGAGGCACUUGUUUAAAUGUUGGAUGUAUUCCAUCAAAGGCAUUACUGAACAACUCACAUUUGUAUCAUCAAGCUGUUACUGCUGAUUUCAAAAACAGAGGAAUAGAAGUGGGUGAAGUAAAACUCAAUCUCGAAAAAAUGAUGGAGCAGAAAACAACAGCUGUAAAGACACUGACAAAUGGAAUAGCUCACUUAUUUAAACAGAAUAAGGUAACUCGCAUAGAUGGACAUGGUUCUAUAUCUGGACCAAAUGAGGUGACAGUUCAUAAGGAGGAUGGCAGCACAGAAAUUGUUCAAACCAAAAAUAUCUUGAUAGCCACUGGAUCUGAAGUGACACCCUUCCCUGGAAUUGAGUUUGAUGAACAAGUUGUCAUAUCCUCGACUGGUGCCCUCUCACUUAACAGAGUCCCAGAGAAAUUAAUUCUUAUUGGAGCAGGUGUCAUUGGGGUUGAAUUGGGUUCAGUUUGGUCAAGACUUGGCUCACAAGUGACAGCUGUUGAAUUUUUGGGACAUGUUGGUGGUGUUGGUAUUGAUAUGGAAGUCGCGAAAAAUUUCCAGAGAAUUUUGCAGAAGCAAGGAAUAAAGUUCAAACUUAACACAAAAGUGACAGGUGCAACAAGAACCGAAGAUGGAAUCAAAGUGAGCGUGGAAUCAGCCAAAGAUGGUUCGAAAAAGGAAGAGCUUGAAGGCGAUGUUCUUUUAGUAUGUGUUGGAAGAAGACCUUACACGACGAGAUUAGGGUUGGAGAAAGUUGGUAUUCCUCUUGAUCCUCUCGGCCGGAUUGUUGUGAAUGAAAGAUUCCAGUCUAGCGUUCCUAGUAUAUAUGCAAUUGGCGACUGCAUUCAUGGACCAAUGCUGGCACACAAGGCUGAAGAUGAAGGUAUAAUUUGUGUGGAAGGUAUCGCUGGUGGCGCAGUUCACAUCGAUUACAACUGCGUACCGAGUGUGAUUUACACUCACCCCGAAGUGGCCUGGGUCGGAAAAACUGAAGAGAUGCUGAAAGAGGAGGGUGUGGCCUAUAAGGUUGGCAAGUUUCCUCUCUCAGCCAACAGCCGAGCGCGAACAAACGCCGAGAUUGACGGACUGGUAAAGAUUCUGAGCGAUAAGGAGACUGACCGACUGCUGGGGUGUCAUAUGGUCGCACCAGUUGCUGGAGAAAUGAUCAACGAGGCUGCUCUCGCAAUGGAGUAUGGGGCGUCUAGUGAGGACAUCGCACGAGUAUGUCAUGCACAUCCGACUGUCUCGGAAGCCUUCAGAGAAGCUAACAUCGCAGCUUACGCUGGAAAAGCCAUCAACUUUUAAACUUCAACCACGGCAAGGCAGACGAUCUAUUAUUAGAGAAUUUCUUCUCUCUCAAGUUAUACUGAUUCGUAUUAAAAAAAAAAAAGAAAAGAACGCCCUUCUGCAGUGCAGAUACGAAGUUGUACAGUUUUAAUAUUCAAAGGUUCCUGAAUAGCAUGUCUGAAUCCCUUAAUAGAAUUAUGUGUUUGUAACAAAAUACGGAACUGUAUUCGAGUUUUAUCCGAGAAAUAAAGUGGAGAGAGUUAUUUGUGAAUUUGAGAAUUGAGUGCUCAGUAAGCGAAUUGCUGCUUUCAUUACCACUGACACUUCGCUCGAGUUAAUCAAUAGGAUCUCAGGAUGUUAUGUAUUGAGAUAUCAAAACAAUAAAAUAUGAAAAUUCUUAUGGA